AUGUCCAUUGAAAGCGUUACGCGGAUAGGCAACAAAUACAAACUAGGCAAAAAGAUUGGUGCAGGUUCAUUUGGCGAGAUUUACUUGGGAUCCAACCUGUCUACGAAUGAAGAUGUCGCCAUCAAGAUGGAAAGCAUGCGCGCGCCUCAUCCGCAGCUCGAAUAUGAAGCGAGAGUGUAUAAAACGUUAGCUGGUGGCGUGGGUAUCCCAUUUGCUCGGUGGUAUGGCAAAGAAGGCGACUACAAUGUAUUGGUGAUGGAUCUGCUGGGACCCUCUAUCGAAGACCUUUUCAACUUUUGCAAACGACGAUUUUCACUCAAAACAGUGUUAUUGUUGGCAGAUCAAUUGUUGUCACGUAUCGAAUACGUUCACAGCAAAGGAUUCAUUCAUCGUGAUAUCAAACCAGACAAUUUUCUGAUGGGUGUGGGCAAACGAGGCAAUCAAGUCAACAUGAUCGAUUUCGGCUUGGCUAAGCGAUUCCGUGAUCCACGCACCAAUGCACAUAUACCCUAUCGAGAGAAUAAGAAUUUGACGGGUACCCCACGCUAUGCUAGUGUCAAUACCCAUCUUGGCAUAGAACAAUCGCGACGUGAUGAUUUGGAAUCUUUGGGAUACAUUUUAAUCUACUUUUGUCGUGGAUCGCUUCCUUGGCAAGGUAUUCGAGCACGCACCAAGAAGGAAAAGUAUGACAAGAUCAUGGAGAAAAAGAUGACCACACCUGCCGAUGCCUUGUGUCGAGCUCUUCAUCAGGAAUUCACCAUCUAUCUCAACUAUGUUCGAUCAUUGCGAUUCGAUGAUAAGCCGGAUUACAGCUAUCUACGCAAACUAUUCCGUGAUUUGUUUGUACGUGAAGGAUUUCAAUAUGAUUAUGUAUUUGAUUGGACGGUGCGUAAGAUGCAACAAGAAAAGAACAAGGAACAGCAGCAACAACCAGCAUCAUCGUCUGCUCUUCAAGAUUCAAAGAAUCAUCAUCAUCACCAUCAUCGACGCAUGACUCCUGCUUUGCCACGUACCAACAACAACACUAGUAAUCAUCAUUUAGCAGCACAACAACAAGCAGCGAAUGCACAAGCAGCAGCAGCAGCAGCAGCAGCAGCGGCAGCGGCAGCCGCCCAACAGCAGCAACAACAACAACCAUUGUAUGCUACGAAUGAAUACUCUGGAUUAGGAUAUGCCUCUGGAGCUCGUGGCUUACGAAUCCCACAACCCACAACAACAGCAACAACGACCAACAACCAUCAUCAGCAGCAGGCCGUAGCCACCGCCAACGCACCAGCAGGUACCAUCCCUACUACCAAUCACCCAGAUGAUUAUCCAUUGGCUUAUGAUCAACAACAAUACAUGCAUCAUCAUCAACAACGUGCUGCUGCUCCUCCUUAUUAUGCGAAUACCAUGCGACCAUCCCCAGCUGCAGCCGCCGCUGCAGCCGCUGCUGCACAACAAUCAGCCGCGCCACCUUAUCCCAUGAUGAAUCCUUCAAGACUCUACGACGAUUAA
This is a messenger RNA of Lichtheimia ornata, 1497 nucleotides long. RefSeq lists its product as uncharacterized. Gene Ontology annotation, cellular component: nucleus; cytoplasm. The transcript has 5 exons. Bases 1 to 1497 code for a protein of 498 amino acids. The record is from RefSeq and is a predicted model, not a curated record. Gene Ontology annotation, molecular function: ATP binding; protein serine/threonine kinase activity. Gene Ontology annotation, biological process: signal transduction; peptidyl-serine phosphorylation; endocytosis. Lineage: Eukaryota; Fungi; Mucoromycota; Mucoromycetes; Mucorales; Lichtheimiaceae.